AUGAUGCAGCAGAUCCUGCAGGAGAUGUUCAUCGAGCCGGAGCUGCUGGCGGAGCUGAACGAGGAGCAGAAGCAGAUCCUCUUCUACAAGAUACGGGAGGAGCAGGUGCGGCGCUGGAACGAGAGGGAGAGCCGCGACCCCAAGGAGAAUGUUGGACUUAAAAAACCUUCUGAAUGUGACCGGCGAGGCAUCCAGUGGCUGCUGGGCCGGGACGGGGACGUGUGGGUGUGGGUGAUGGGAGAAGCGCUGGGUGACAAGUGCUAUGAGGACCUGGUGGAGGAGCUGAUGGAGGAGAGGGCCAGGAAACAGGCCCAGCUGGAGGCACAGGAGCUCUGGCGCGUGAAAGAGGCGGAGAUCGAGAGGAAGUUCCGGGCCGCCAUGUCGAAGGAGAAGGCGCGCUGCGUGGCCGGGAAAUGGAGGGAGGAGACGGACGACAGGAGGGCGGCCAAGCAGCUGGAGGAGCUAAAGAAAUGCAAGGAGGCGGAGAGGCAGCGAGGGGAGGAGGAGAUCCGUCAGCGGGAGGAGCGGAGGGCCAAAGAGCUGUACAUCUGCCUGAAGCAGGAGGACAAGAGGAGCGACCGCGACGAUAAGGAGUGGCAGGAGCAACUGAAGCGCUCAAAGGCAGCAGACGAGGAGAUGAAGACGAAGGCUAGGCGUGCGAGGGACGAGUACAAGCGGCAGUCUCUGCGCGCCAUCGAGAAGGGCCUGGUGGCCGGCCUCAGCGGACUCUUCCAGAAGACACAUCCCAACAGCAGCACCAGCAGCAGCAGGAGGCACAGCGCCAUCAUCGAGCAUCCAUCCUCCGCAACCAACAAAACAAAUGUGUCGGUUGCCACCAGUGCCCCACCCACUGCUGCCUCCACCCCCUAUCGACGACACUACAGGCCGAAUCGCCGCCAUAGCAGCCCGGCAACACAGUCCGUCAUAGAUUGUCCAGUGUGGAUCCGGCCGGCUAGGCCCAACACCCGCGAGUCCAUCCUGCGCUGGUUCAGAGAGGAGCAGAGGCCCAAGCGGGCUGGCUACGAGAGAAACAGCAGCACACUCGCACCCUGGUUUCACGGCAUCAUUUCCAGGCAGGAGUCGGAGUCUCUGCUGAUGAACGCGACCGAGGGCAGCUUCCUGGUGCGCGUGAGCGAGCGCAUCUGGGGCUACACGCUGUCGUACCGCACAGCCACCGGCUUCAAGCACUUCCUGAUCGACGCCUCGGGAGACUACUACAGCUUCCUGGGCGUGGACCAGAACAGGCACGCCACACUGGCCGAUCUCAUCGACUUCCACAAGGAGGAGGUCAUCACAACAUCUGGUGGGGAGCUCCUUCAGGAAUCGUGUCGUCCGAGGAGUACCAAUGUGGACUAUGGGGGCCUGUUGCUGCUGCCCCCGCCCUGA
Molecule: messenger RNA, 1386 nt
Organism: Engraulis encrasicolus (European anchovy)
Lineage: Eukaryota; Metazoa; Chordata; Actinopteri; Clupeiformes; Engraulidae
Gene: sh2d4bb
Product: SH2 domain containing 4Bb
Exons: 11
Coding region: 1-1386 (461 amino acids)
Cellular component (GO): cytoplasm
Source: RefSeq, a predicted model, not a curated record